CCCGCAUCUCCUGCACACCUCCGACUCCGCGCAGGAGGAGGGCCCCAAGCUACUUUCUCCACCACUCCUACUGUUCCCUGCAAACCAAGGGGAAGCUGCUGAGAGUCCCUAUCACUGCUGGCCUUCUUUUUAUGUUGUACGCAAGGAGAAAGAGGGCGAGGGACAACUUGGUGCUGGGCAACUGACCUCCGAUCCGGCGGGCCUCUGGGGAGGGAGGGCACAAGAGGAGCGUCUGGGGCCGGGGGACUCCAUGCGGGGGCCAUGGACAGAGCGGCGCUCCUGGGACUGGCCCGUCUGUGCGCGCUGUGGGCAGCCCUGCUCGCGCUGUUCCCCUGCGGAGCCCAGGGAAACUGGAUGUGGCUGGGCAUUGCCUCCUUCGGGGUGCCGGAGAAGCUGGGCUGCGCCAACUUGCCGCUGAACAGCCGCCAGAAGGAGCUGUGCAAGAGGAAACCGUACCUGCUGCCCAGCAUCCGAGAGGGCGCCCGGCUGGGCAUUCAGGAGUGCAGGAACCAGUUCCGACACGAGAGAUGGAACUGCAUGGUCGCCACCGCCACCGCCGCAGGCCCCCUCGGCGCCGGUCCCCUCUUCGGCUACGAGCUGAGCAGCGGCACCAAGGAGACAGCAUUUAUUUAUGCUGUGAUGGCUGCAGGCCUGGUGCAUUCUGUGACCAGAUCAUGCAGUGCAGGCAACAUGACAGAGUGUUCCUGUGACACCACCUUGCAGAAUGGUGGCUCAGCAAGUGGAGGCUGGCAUUGGGGGGGCUGCUCUGAUGAUGUCCAGUAUGGGAUGUGGUUCAGCAGAAAGUUCCUAGAUUUUCCCAUCAGAAAUACCACUGGAAAAGAAAGCCAAGUACUGCUAGCAAUGAAUCUACAUAACAAUGAAGCUGGAAGGCAGGCCGUCGCCAAGUUGAUGUCAGUAGAUUGCCGCUGCCACGGGGUUUCUGGCUCCUGUGCUGUGAAAACAUGCUGGAAAACCAUGUCUUCUUUUGAAAAGAUUGGCCAUUUGUUGAAGGAUAAAUAUGAAAACAGUGUCCAGAUAUCAGACAAAAUAAAGAGGAAAAUGCGCCGGAGAGAAAAAGAUCAGAGGAAAAUACCCAUCCACAAGGAUGAUCUGCUUUAUGUUAAUAAGUCUCCCAACUAUUGUGUAGAGGAUAAAAAACUGGGGAUCCCAGGGACGCAAGGCAGAGAAUGCAACCGUACAUCAGAGGGCGCAGAUGGCUGUAAUCUCCUCUGCUGCGGCCGAGGCUACAACACACACGUGGUCAGGCACGUGGAGAGGUGUGAGUGCAAGUUUAUCUGGUGCUGCUACGUCCGUUGCAGGAGGUGUGAAAGCAUGACCGAUGUCCACACUUGCAAGUAACCACUCCAUCCAGUCUUGGGCAAGAUUCCUCAGCAGCAUACACCAGCAUUGCAACCCAGAGCGUCUCCUUCCUUGUGCACGGCUGGUAAAGUUGACUCUUUCAUUGGAAACCCCAGAUCCUUGGACCUCUCUGAAGGUGUCCUUUACCUGAUCAACACAUCGAUCAUGUGGCUUUCUUGGGAUUCUAGAGUUGAAAAGGUUUGUAUUCAUCUUUUGGUAGUUUGGGGAAUGUAUAUUGACAUACAAAGAAUAUCGAACAGAUAAUCUAUUUCUGAAGCAAGAAAGAACAGGAAAGAGGCCUCAUGCCAAGAUAAAUGGACCGUUCUCAGGAUAAGAUCCUGGAAUAUGGAACUCAGUUACGGAACUCAGUAAUGGAGGGUGAACAUUAGUCAUUUUAAAAAGACAUUUUUUAAUAGCAAAGAGCAGUAAACAUGAAUUUCAUUUAUUCUUUCAGUACUUUAAUUGAAGAAAUCAUACUAAGUGUGUGUACACAGAAGAUGUUGAAAAGUUAAUGUAAGCAGUAGGUGCUUACUCACCCUUUCAUGCACUUCAAAAGGACCGCAAUUAAAAAAUAUUCACAAGUGAUACAAUAUCCCUAAAAGUGUUUGUUAGAGAUGUUUAGUGACAAACAGAAAGAAUCAAAAUGUAAAAAGUAAAAUGUAUGAUUUGGAAUUCAAGUGCCUUUUAACCAAGAGAAUCCAGAAAAAUCUCCAUAAGGUAUAUAGCAAUCUUUGAGUUUUGGGUUCAUACUUUUAUCAUAAACCAAUUUCCACUUAUGUUAAAAACCCAGCUCUGGGAUACUGAGGGAGGGAGGGAUCCUGAAAACAUGGGAAAAGUAGAGGUAAAAAUAUAAAGGGCUCUUAUGCAUUGUAAAGAAAAGUACCCUUUAAAUGUAUAAAAGUAUUUUGUAUAGUAUUUUGUUUAAAAAGUUUAUAUUUUGUAAAUACAGUAUUUAAGUUAUAUAACAUAUAUUAAAACUUAAGACAUUUAUUGCCAAAGCCCAAGAGCUAAGAAAUAAGAUUAGCUUCUGUUUCUUUUCACACUAUUAACUCUGACUUUUUUUUAUCAUUGAAAAGAAGUUAACUGAGCAGUUAGUUAUAUGGAUGUGUAUUUCUGGCUAUAAUGACAAUUUUAUGUUAUAGAUUAAAAUAUGUUACAAAAUAUGGAGAAUUGUAUUAUUUCAGCAGUCAGAUUAAUUGAAUUCUCUUUUCACAUUAGUUAUGCUUAACUCAUAAGGUUAUUAUAAUAAAUUAUAUAAGUCUUAACUGGAAAAAAUCUAAAUCAGAAUAAUGAUCAACUUGUGAAUUUGUUGCCCUGAAUAUUUAUUAUAUUGUACGUAAUGCUGCAUUUCUAUUUGAAUGUUGAAUGGUGUUUCUUAUUUUAAUAUUCAUGCAUGUAUAUUCAUCAUAUUUUACAAGAUUCCUGGUAAAAUAACAGGGCUCUAUUUAAAGUUAUAUUUUAAUGUAAAUCCUUAUGUUUUUUAUGAAUUGUCAAAUAUUUCAGUAUUAUAUAGAAAAAAAUUGAUUUUCUAAGUUCAGAAUGGACAAAAAGAGAAUAUUCAUUUUCUUAUUAAGAUAAAGAAAUGUUUCCCUGCCCCCAGGUCUCAUUCUAUUUUCUUUUAAUUUUAGUUACCAAGGCAGAGCAAUAAUUUGGGGAAAAAAGUAAAUCCAUAGAAAAUGUCUCAGGUCUAAUAUUAAAAUCAAGACUAAACAUUUAACUGUGA
Molecule: messenger RNA, 3082 nt
Organism: Propithecus coquereli (Coquerel's sifaka)
Lineage: Eukaryota; Metazoa; Chordata; Mammalia; Primates; Indriidae
Gene: WNT16
Product: wingless-type MMTV integration site family, member 16
Exons: 4
Coding region: 262-1359 (365 amino acids)
Biological process (GO): neuron differentiation; multicellular organism development; cell fate commitment
Cellular component (GO): extracellular region
Molecular function (GO): cytokine activity; frizzled binding
Source: RefSeq, a predicted model, not a curated record